This is a messenger RNA of Fusarium poae, 2031 nucleotides long. RefSeq lists its product as uncharacterized. The transcript is spliced from 4 exons. The coding region runs from base 1 to 2031 and encodes 676 amino acids. NCBI's taxonomy places the organism in Eukaryota, Fungi, Ascomycota, Sordariomycetes, Hypocreales, Nectriaceae. The record is from RefSeq and is a predicted model, not a curated record.
AUGGCGGCUAUCAAUGUGAUAGGCGAGGGCGAUAGUAAAGAGAUCGAGAUCAACAGACAUCUUGUCAAACAAGAGCUCCAGCGAGAUUUGGAGGAUGUAAAGAAUGAAGUUGGAGCUUUUGGGUCCAGUACUGAGCUAGAAGCUGAUAUUCCUCAGUCUCUUAUUCUUGAGAACUUCAUCCAUCCCUACCCUACCCUUACCUACCUUAUCAGUGUCCGUCACAAUCCCCCUUCAUCACUAUCUUCUCAAGAUAUCUCCCUGGAUACUAUACGGAAAGAGUUCAUCAUGUCGAGCCUUGACUAUGACAACGUCGUGUCAGGCUCUGACUCCGACAACAAUCACCUUGGCUCAUCCCUGGUUUUAAGAGAAACCUUUGGUGACUCAGCCUCUCAAAACAACCCAAUCUUCAUUCCCGAGCUCUCCAACAUGAUUAUUGAGACACUUGGUGAGAGGACUAUAGGGAGUCCCAUUUAUCUCAACAAGAAAAGUCUGGCGAAUCUGGCGGCCACUUGCCGCUAUUUCGCGGCAACCAUUGAGCCCUUCCUCUAUGCCCUGGACAUUAAGGACCGUCAGCUUAAAGGCCUCAAGUACGCUUCUCGUCGCCCUGAUGAUUUGGCAGUCAGUAUCUUGAGUAAAUACCCUGAAGAACUUGUCAAGUCAUGCAUCGAUAGGGAGCUUGACGUGCCCAUUCCACAAGACUAUCCCCAGAACCUCGAAGACCCCCAGGGCCUGCAGGUGCAGGUGGAAGAAUCGGGCAGCUAUACCCUGCUUCACCUUGCGGCUUUCCACAACAUGCAUCACACCAUUAUCAAACUACACCAGCUUGGUGCUCAGUGGCGCUAUUGCAGAAACGUCCGAGCCCUUUUGUCACACGAAGAGCGAGCUAACUUCGCCACCGCUUUCCCGGCCUUCCAGAGUAUGUUUCGCAAUGUGAGUUGGGCACCCAAUCUUGCGAGCCUGCUUAAGAAGGAUGAAGAUACCUGUGAGCUCCUGGCUAAGUACUGGCCGGAAUCUUAUCCGUUCGUUGGGAAAUUUAUACACCCAAAUGGCCGGCUUCCUGGGUCGAGAGUGGAUGAGUACACUCUGACACUCGUACACCUUUACCUACUUCGCGUCCCAUCCAACGAUAUGUCGAGACUAGUGACCGAGACACUCAAGAAUUAUCCUAAGUUGUUCGACUUCCCUGCUACAGAGCACCAGUACUCCAUCUAUCACCUUGCCGUCCGGGUACAAAACCGUACGUUCCUUUCCAACGCUUGGUCCGGAGUGAACGACGGAGUGCCCUACUUCGUCGACAACAGGGGGUACAACCCACUGCACAUCGCAAUUAUUGAGUCCUUGAAAGGAACCACUGGUCGCAACCCUCGAAGUCAGGAUGAAGCUGGACAAGUCCUUCAGUUCCUUCUCGAUAGAAGAAUGAACCCUAUGAUGCCACAGACGAAAGCUCCCUACAAAACUCCGCUCCUAAUGGUUGCAAAAAUUGCAAUCCUUGACUGGACUGGACAAAACAAUGCCAUCAAGAAAAACAUUGAAGCCAUUGCGUCGGCUGAGAAACGGCUCGCUGCUGCCUGGGGCUUCGAACCUACAGUAUUCUCUAUGAAUCGUUUCGAUUCUAAUGGUAAUACAGUGCUAAGAUAUAUCGCUAAGGCGAUUGUCAACUACCACACUGCUGGUGGUAGUAGGCCGCUUGAAAACCUGUUUGUGAAAUUAAUCACAAACUUUGGUGCUGAUAUUAACCUCGAUGUUAAUUUCGCGCCAACACCAUACGAUAGACCUUAUGUCCAUUCCAUCAAAUGGAUAGCUGACCAUUCGACUAAGCGCAACCGUUUCAAGAAACUCGUCAACGACUUUGGUGGCCGGCUGCAUGCUGCAGAAGUUGCUAGGACUUAUGCCCCAACUACGGCAACCGUCGACUUCCCCGUCGACGAGCUCCAUCUACCCUAUCUGCCACACAACCACCCCUACAUCCUCUCAUCGCCCUUUAAUAGGGCUUUUAUUCGGAGAAGCCCAUCAGAGGAGGCUCGGUCAUGA